Molecule: messenger RNA, 1380 nt
Organism: Venustampulla echinocandica
Lineage: Eukaryota; Fungi; Ascomycota; Leotiomycetes; Helotiales; Pleuroascaceae
Exons: 1
Coding region: 1-1380 (459 amino acids)
Molecular function (GO): glutamine synthetase activity
Source: RefSeq, a predicted model, not a curated record
AUGGACCAAACAAAGACGAAAAGCACUGGGAGCAGGGCUACACUAUCCAAAUUCUUCGUCUCCAACCCGACCGUCUCAUUCGUCCGCUUCUGCUCUAUGAACCUUGCGUCUGCCAUUCGAGUGUCGGUUAUGCCAAAGGAGUCGGCCCUCGACAUUGCGGAUCGGGGCUUCUUUGCCUCGUCAGGCACUUCGUUCUCCGCCGCUUCGACGGCCAUGGAUACCCUUAUCUGGGAUAAUCUAAGCCUCGGAUUUGACGAUAUAAUCCCGGACUGGGACUCGUUGAGGAUUUGCACUUUCUACCCGGCACAUGCGAUGGUCAUGUGUGCCGUACGGGAACCUCUUGAGCCCGAAAUCAAGGACAGCGAUAGCGGUGGCGAUGUAAGUAUGGCUACUUACGAUGGGUUCGACCUGUGCCCAAAAACCAUUUUAUUCAAACAGGUGGCAAGAGCAGCCAAGUCUGGGCAAAACAUCCUGAUAGGAUUGGAACUUGAACUGCUCCUCUAUGAAAGCGGAAUGGACUUUACUCGUUCACGGACGUACGCGUGUUCCUAUAACACCAGCUCACUUCAUGGCAAAUACGCUCCAGUAAUGGACGAAAUAGUUCUCGACAUUGGCAAUGCUGGGAUUAAGGUUUUGAAGUACCACCCCGAGGGCUCGACCGAUGGAGUCUUUGAGAUCGUCCUCGCACCUUACCCGCCAAUGGAAGCUGCAGACGCAAUGAUAUUUUGCCGCGAGACCAUCAAGACUGUCGCUAAGAAGCAUGGACUCGAGGCUACUCUAAUGCCGAUGCCUUUCGAGAAGGGACCACCUAGAAUAGGGGCACAUACGAACGUAUCCAUUUCAGAUCCAUCCAACGGCAAUGCACAUCACUUCCUUGCCGGAGUGCUUGACUCCCUGGUCGCCAUUUCCGCCUUCGCAAUGCCCAGCAUCGAAAGCGGCUCGCGCGCUAAUCGAUGGGUCCAAUGGGGCAGACUAAACAAAGGGUGCUUGGUCAAUGAGCGCCGCGAGGGGUUUUGGGAGAUCAGGUGUCCGGAUGGGACCAUGAACCCCUAUCUUACCUUUGCCGCUAUAAUCGCGUCUGGCAUGACGGGGGUGGAGACUAAGAAAGAGUUGACCCUGAAACCUAUAAAUGGACUGAGCAUGGACAUGGAGACUUUGACAGAUGAUGAGAGAAAGAACUUUGGCAUCAAGCACAAUAUCUCCGACUCGCUUGGAGUGUUGGUCGACGCCCUGAAAGAUGACAAGUUACUUCGGAAUGCGGAAUAUGGAUUUGGUGAACGGUUUGUCAAGUUCUACUCAACAGUCAAGACAAAAGAAAUUGAAGAUGGCCAACCCAUGACGGUUCUAGAGCGGAAGGAAAGGCUCAGACACCUAUUUUGA